CUUGCGCCAGUUAAAGUCCUGAAAGCGCGGCUCUCGCGAGAACUGCCGUCUCCGCCCAUCUUGCAGCGACGCCCUUGGUGCCAUAUUGCUUGUGGGCAGGCACCUAAGGCUGAAGGCUGGAGAAGGAGGCACCGCGAUUCUGCGGUCUUCGGUCUCAGACUUCGUCAUCCUGGUCUGCAUGACUUUCGGAGAUUCUGAGUUUUGGUCCCCAGUUCCUGCGUUUGGAGGAGAGCAGACUGUGGCUCCGCCGGGCCCGUGCCGGGUAGUCUGUCACCCGGCGUCCAUGACCAAGACCUGCGAGUGAUCGGCCUGCCUUGAGGUCCACCAGAGGGAACGAACGUCGGAGACCUGUGUAUCCGCAAAGCAAGUGUUGUGAAGAUCGCUCUAGGAAAAAGGAAGGAUGCCACUCUUCUUCCGGAAGCGGAAACCCAGUGAGGAGGCUCGGAAGCGGCUGGAGUACCAGAUGUGUCUGGCAAAAGAAGCUGGGGCAGAUGACAUUCUUGACAUCUCUAAAUGUGAGCUCUCAGAGAUUCCAUUUGGGGCUUUUGCAACAUGCAAAGUUCUGCAGAAGAAGGUGUUGAUUGUCCACACGAAUCACCUCACUUCCCUGCUUCCUAAAUCCUGCAGCCUCCUGAGUCUCGCCACCGUCAAGGUUCUGGAUCUUCAUGAUAAUCAGCUGACAGCCCUUCCUGAUGAUAUAGGGCAGCUGACAGCCCUCCAGGUCUUGAAUGUGGAAAGGAACCAACUGACGUAUCUCCCACGUUCCAUUGGGAACCUGAUCCAGCUCCAGACCCUCAACGUGAAAGACAACAGGCUGAAGGAGCUUCCAGACACCUUGGGGGAGCUUCGGAGCCUGCGUACCCUCGACAUCAGUGAAAGCGAGAUUCAGAGGUUGCCGCAGAUGCUGGCGCACGUUCGAACCCUGGAGACUCUGAGCCUGGACGCGUCAUCCAUGGUCUACCCCCCACAGGAGGUGUGCGGCGCCGGCACUGAGGCCAUUCAGCAGUUCCUCUGCAAAGCGUCCGGGCUGGAAUACUACCCCCCUUCUCAAUACCUGCUGCCAGUCCUGGAGCAAGAUGGAGCCGAGAACUCCCGGGACAGCCCCAGUGGGCCCACGGACAGGUUCUCUAGCGAGGAAAUAGACUGGCAGAAUAGGUUCUCAGACUAUGAGAAGAGGAAGGAACAAAAGAUGCUGGAGAAACUCGAGUUCGAACGGCGCCUGGAACUCGGGCAGCGAGAGCACGCCCAGCUCCUUCAGCAGAGCAACAGCCAGAAGGAUGAGAUCCUUCAGACGGUCAAGGAGGAGCAGUCCCGGCUGGAGCAGGGCCUGAGCGAGCGCCAGCGCUACCUGGACGCAGAGCGGCAGCGGCUGCAGGAGCAGCUGAAGCAGACAGAGCAGAACAUCUCCAACCGGAUCCAGAAGCUCCUGCAGGAGAAUCAGAGGCAAAAGAAAAGUUCUGAGAUUCUGAAGUCGCUGGAAAAUGAAAGGAAAUAUUCGAAGAACACUUUGAUAGUAUUGCCAGACUGCCUUCCAAGAACAUUUUACCAGUUUACACUCCUCUCAGCGGUAUAUGAAGUACCCACUUCUCCACCUUCACUGCCAUCACCAGUGGUUAUCGGUUUUUUUAAUCUCAGCCAACCCGAUAGAAUAAGAAUGGAACAGUUGAUGUCUAUAACCCAGGAGGAGACAGAGAACCUCCGGCGCCGUGAGAUUGCCUCGGCCAUGCAGCAGAUGCUGACCGAGAGCUGUAACAGCCGGCUCAUCCAGAUGGCCUACGAGUCUCAGAGGCAGAACCUGGUCCAGCAGGCCUGUUCCAGCAUGGCUGAAAUGGAUGAGCGGUUCCAGCAGAUCCUGUCCUGGCAACAGAUGGAUCAGAACAAAGCCAUUAGCCAGAUCCUGCAGGAGAGCGCCAUGCAGAAGGCGGCCUUCGAGGCUCUCCAGGUGAAGAAGGACCUGAUGCAUCGGCAGAUCCGGAAGCAGAUUAAGUUAAUAGAAACUGAGUUAUUGCAGCUGACACAGCUGGAGUUAAAGAGGAAAUCCCUGGACACAGAGGCACUACAGGAGAUGAUCUCGGAGCAGCGCUGGGUCCUGAGCUCCCUGCUCCAGCAGCUGCUCAAAGAGAAGACACAGCGAGAGGAGGAGCUCCGGGAGAUCCUGACGGAGUUAGAAGCCAAAAGAGAAACUAAGCAGGAGAAUUACUGGCUGAUUCAGUAUCAGCGGCUCUUGAACCAGAAACCCUUGUCCUUGAAGCUGCAGGAAGAAGGCCUGGAGCGCCAGCUGGUGGCCCUCCUGGUGGAGCUGUCGGCCGAGCACUACCUUCCCAUCUUCGCCCACCACCGCAUCUCACUGGACAUGCUGAGCCGGAUGGGCCCUGGGGACCUGGCCAAGGUGGGCGUCUCGGAAGCCGGCCUGCGGCACCAGAUCCUGCGCAGAGCCCAGGAGCUGCUGGACGCGACCAGGGCCCGGCCAGAGCUGCCGAAACCACCCCAGGGCGAGGUCCUCCCCACGGCCCCUGAGGAGCUUCCCGAGGCAGUAAGACCAUCGGCCCCCUGCGCGGAGCUGGAGGCCCAGACCUCAGAAUGUGUUGUGUGCCUGGAACGGGAGGCCCAGAUGAUCUUCCUCAACUGCGGCCACGUCUGCUGCUGCCAGCAGUGCUGCCAGCCCCUGCGCACUUGCCCGCUGUGCCGCCAGGACAUCACCCAGCGCCUCCGCAUCUACCACAGCCGCUGAGCGCCGGCCGCCGGCCCGGGCCUGACACCUCCAGCCCCACCUCUGCUACCUGCGGGCCCAGGGCUCCAGCUCCCGCUCUGUUCUCCAUGGACUAGUACGGGCCCCUCUGUCCUGGCCCAGGCGGAGACAGGAGUGUUCCUGACCAAGGACAGAGCCAGCGUGAAUACCGUGGAGGAGGGAGGACCCCUCGCCGCACGAGGACAGGGUCUGGGGGGUGGGGUACCAGCAUGCCUCCCUCUGAGCACAGGCCUGAGUGUCUCAGCUGCCUCUGGCAGUCACGCCCCCCCACCCAGGAGCCUCCUCAGGGGAGCCCGGGCAGUGCUGUCCCACUGGGCAGGGUGGUGGGGGUGCAGGAGGGCCCUGGCCGAGGGGAGAGGUGGGGAGGCCACCGUGUCCUCGGACUGACUGGCCAGAAUGUGUUCAGGGCGGGCCUGGGGCCACAGCGACGUCGGCCCCUCCUCGCCUCCCUCUGCUCUCCCCGCACGCUGGGCCCCUCCUCUCCCAGCUCUGCACCUCCUCACCCCACGCAGCUCCAGGGCAGGUACUGAGCUUUGCAGACCCAAAGCAGUAACGUCAAUAAACCCAUCUCCAGCCGCCUCCUCCAGAGUCAUCACUGGGUCCUGAUGGAGCCCGGGGAGGGGGAGGGGGUCGCAGCUGAGUCAGAAGGGAAGGGGGGAGGUGCGGUGUUCCCAAAGGUGAAGUUAUCCAAACCUCCCUUGUUGCAGGUGGAGAGACCAGGGCUCUAAGAGAAGGGCUCAGAAAGUCUGCGGAGCUCGUGGUGCCGUGUGGGCUGUGCUACGUGCUCUGUUAUCGUUACCCCAGACCAGGGGGCUGGAUGUCCCGGGCCCUGCGACAGGAACGUGGUGGCGCUGGCUCUGGAGCCUAGAAGCAUCUUGAGCCCUGAACCCGUGCAGCCACGCGGUUGUUCACCGCACAGUUGCAGGAGCCGUGCUCCUGGUACUCGCCGUAGAGCUGCGCCUCUGUCGUGCGCCUUCUGGCAGACAGUUCUGAGCCAGGGGCAGCUUUUUCUUUGGGCUACAGGCAGGCCUGCUCGGGGCACCUGGGCUCUGCCUCCAGCUAACUCUGACUCUGGCCAACCUUCCACAUCCUAGUUCCCCAUCUGGUCAGCAAGGGACACGAUGGAGCCCUGACGUAGGCCGGCGGCCACCAGGGAGCCCUGACUGCUCAUCGCAGGCACAGCGUAAAGAGCCGGCGGGAUGCAGGGGACAGGCCCUCACUCUCCCUGCCUUGUUGUGACAGUCCUGCGGGCUGAAACAGGACGGAUGAAAGGCCCAUGUGGUGUGAGUCCUGCUUUCCAGGUACCCGGGGGACCUCUGAUGGUUUCCCUCCCCACACACCCUGCUGGGCUCUGCUAAGCUAAGAGGGGAGACUGAGGCCUGAGGUGGGCAGGGCCACCUCGCAGAGCACAGUGUUUGGCGGGUCUCCUUGAACCCUCAAUAGGCCCCCCCUUUUAUAGACGAGGAGCCUGAGGUUGAGUUCAGUGCCUUGCCAAGGUCAACAGCAAGACUGCAGCUGAGCCCCUGCUUCCUCACCUCAGCCCUUAACAAGCCUUCAGCCACUGGCCACCGUCCCCCAAGGUGAUGGGGGCCCCAUAGCCUCAGCCCAGGUUCCCCGCCUUCCUGGACCUCAGUUUACACAUCGGUGAAAUGUGACAAUGGUGCCCGCCGCCUGGAGCUGCCGUGAGGCUCCUAGUCUUGCAAGUAACGUGCACGGCCCACAGUAAGUACUAGCUGUGUGAGCAGGAGUCUUACACACUGGCAUCACUGUUUGGAUCUAGUGUGAGCCUCGGGCCCACCCGCCAUGGGCACCCAGGGCCACGUGGCCAUAAAGUAGCUGCCCUCCUGCCCUCAGCAUUGCCCGAGACGGCCAGAGGUGCACCCUGCAUGGAUCUGGCUGAGGAAGCCGUCUGAGCUGCCAGCAGGCGGGUCACCUACCUGCUGUGUCCCUUCUCUCCAAGCCUCAGUUUUCUCCUCUGUAAAAUGGGAUAAUAGAACUCUGGCCAUGCACCUGUAAGCACUCGGGUCAAGCGGCCAUCCCAGAAAGUAGAGGUACACAGGUGCUCCUAGUCCGUCUCCAGCAAAGGUCUCACCCUGCUGGGACCACACAUGGGCCACUGGCUUUAAAUAAAGCAUUUAUUGAUUAGUAGAAGCUUAAACAGUUUGCAUAAUAUUUUCAAUACAAGAUUUGAGGAUGAUUUGGAAAACCACAAAAGAAGGCACCAAAGGAGAGCAUCUUCAGACGGAACGUGUUGGUAAAAGAGGUUAGUGAGGCGUUGAGUUUAGGGCUUGGGGGACUGGGGGGGGCGGGGGUCCCUGAGCACCAGCCAGUGCUUCACGUCCUGUGGGUCCCAGGGCCCGGUCCAGGAAGGAGAUGAGGGGAUGGAGGAGGCAGGGCUGGGAUGGCGUUGACGACCCUGAAGGACUCGGUUUCUGCCCUGCCCACCCUCCCCUCCCCUCCCCUCCA
Messenger RNA from Orcinus orca (killer whale), 5215 nucleotides. RefSeq names its product leucine rich repeat and sterile alpha motif containing 1 (gene LRSAM1). Bases 401 to 2731 code for a protein of 776 amino acids. Gene Ontology annotation, molecular function: protein binding. The record is from RefSeq and is a predicted model, not a curated record. NCBI's taxonomy places the organism in Eukaryota, Metazoa, Chordata, Mammalia, Artiodactyla, Delphinidae. The transcript is spliced from 27 exons.